AUGCCAAGGUUUCCCUCGCUUUUAGAUUGUUGGACCAGUCCAUUUCAGCAGGCAUUCAUGACAAUCACGGUUUAUUUCAUCGACAAAGAUUGGAACUAUAGGGAAAUGCUCCUCGGCUUUGAGCCGUUGCACGGUCCUCAUACAGGCAACAACCUUAGUGAUUUUUUGCACCGGUUACUGGAGGAACGAAAACUUCUGGAUCGUAUUUUUAGCGUUACUACAGAUAACGCUACCAACAACGACGCCAUGAUACGCGCCUUGCAAGAGAGACUGCUCUCUAUCGGAGCUAUUAGCUCUUACCCGGCCAGAAGAGAUCUUCUGGUCGGGUAA
Penicillium digitatum Pd1 is the source of this 330-nucleotide messenger RNA. The record is from RefSeq and is a predicted model, not a curated record. NCBI's taxonomy places the organism in Eukaryota, Fungi, Ascomycota, Eurotiomycetes, Eurotiales, Aspergillaceae.